GGCGGCUGGAGAAGCAGCUUCUUCUCUCGAGUGCGACGGCGGCGGCGCCUGCGGACCUAACUAGCUCCAGGACUUGAAAAUACUGGAAAUCUGUCCGGAUCCAAAUUCUUUUGCAAGCCAGAUGAGUAACCAGACGGCAUGAAAGGUUGAGAACAUUUGACUUCCCUGAAAACCUUGGUAUAGAUCACUUCCUUUUCUGUAGGUUGGCACCAAAGAGCACAAUGAGUACAAGAAAACGUCGUGGUGGAGCAAUAAAUUCUAGACAAACCCAGAAGCGAACUCGGGAAGCAACCUCCACCCCCGAGAUUUCCUUGGAAGCAGAGCCCAUAGAACUCGUGGAAACCGCUGGAGAUGAAAUUGUGGACCUCACCUGUGAAUCUUUAGAGCCCGUGGUUGUUGACUUGACUCACAAUGACUCUGUUGUGAUUGUUGAUGAAAGAAGAAGACCAAGGAGGAAUGCUGGGAGGCUGCCCCAGGACCAUGCUGACAGCUGCGUGGUGAGCAGUGACGAUGAGGAGUUGUCCAGGGACAGAGACGUGUAUGUGACUACCCAUACUCCCAGAAACACCAGGGAUGAGGGCGCUACAGGCCUCAGGCCCUCGGGUACUGUCAGUUGUCCUAUCUGCAUGGAUGGAUACUCUGAGAUUGUGCAGAAUGGACGUCUCAUCGUUUCCACAGAGUGUGGCCAUGUCUUCUGUAGCCAGUGCCUCCGCGAUUCCCUGAAGAAUGCUAAUACUUGCCCAACUUGUAGGAAAAAGAUCAACCACAAACGGUACCACCCCAUUUAUAUAUGAAGUAUUCAGAGUCGCCCAGGAGAGACGGAUGGACAGACAGACAGACAGGUUCUCCAGUGGUAUCUGCCUCCAUUUUCCUGAGCUCAAAAAGACUGUUUCGAAACCAAUGUCUGAUAUGUAAACUGCUCUUUUGUUUCCAACCCCUUCUUUUUGUUAUCUCCAGUUUGAUGCUAUGGCGCUGGACCCAGGGCCCUCCCAGGCCAUCUCUGUUCCUCUGGGGUGGUCCAGUUCUAGAGUGGGAGAAAGGGAGUCAGGCACAUUGGGAAUCGUGGUUCUAGUCUGGUUGCAGAACCUGCACAUUUGCCAAUAAAUUUUCCUUGUUUGGAAAGUUUGCCCCAGCUUUCCCAGGCACACCACCUUUUGUUCCAAGUGUCUGCCGGUCGACCAAUCUGCCUGCCACACAUUGACAAGCCAGACCCAGUUCACCCAGCUCGAAGAUCCCAGGUGCAAGAGUGGCCCCUUGAGGUCCUGGAAAGACCAAUCACUGGACUUCUUCCCUUGAGAGUCAGAGGUCACCCGUGAUUCUGCUUGCACCUUACCAUUGAUCUGCAGUGAUUUCUGCAAAUCAGGAGAAACUGCAGGGCAAUCCCCUGU
Chlorocebus sabaeus (green monkey) is the source of this 1388-nucleotide messenger RNA. Lineage: Eukaryota; Metazoa; Chordata; Mammalia; Primates; Cercopithecidae. The record is from RefSeq and is a predicted model, not a curated record.